Molecule: messenger RNA, 1254 nt
Organism: Sceloporus undulatus (fence lizard)
Lineage: Eukaryota; Metazoa; Chordata; Lepidosauria; Squamata; Phrynosomatidae
Gene: GSX2
Product: GS homeobox 2
Exons: 2
Coding region: 28-1044 (338 amino acids)
Biological process (GO): regulation of DNA-templated transcription
Cellular component (GO): nucleus
Molecular function (GO): DNA-binding transcription factor activity, RNA polymerase II-specific; sequence-specific double-stranded DNA binding
Source: RefSeq, a predicted model, not a curated record
GGAAGGAAGGAAGGAGGCGGUUCAGCCAUGUCGCGCUCCUUCUAUGUGGAUUCGCUCAUCAUCAAGGACUCGGGGCGGCCGGCGCCUUCCUCUUCCUCGCCCUCCUCGGCCUUGUCGGACCACCACUCCCAUCAUCCCCACCAUCAUCAUCCCCAUCCCCACCCCCAUCAUCCCCACCACCAUCCUCUCCCCGGGCCCCAGGACUUCCUGAUCCCUCUAGGGAUGCCGGCGCCGCUGGUCAUGUCCAUGGCCACUGGGGCCGGAGGAGGCGGCGGCGGGGGCCCCGGGGGCCCGGCUUGCCUGGCAUCACGCAAGAGUGGCACCUUCUGCGUCUGCCCGCUCUGUGUCACCUCUCACCUGCACGCUGCGGCCGCCGCCGCAGCUUCCUCUUCCUCUUCCUCCUCCUCGGUCCGGCCUGGAGGAGGAGGCAGCGCCAUCCCACUCCUCAAGGGCCAGCAACCCCACUUCUCCCCCAGCCCUGCGCCCGGAGGAGGAGGAGGAGGAGGAGAUGGGUCCUUUUGCCCCCGGAUGAGCCAGGCGCCCCAGCAGCCUUCCUCGCAGCAGCAGCAGCCCCAGCCCCAGCCGCCCAGCUCAGGGGUCUCCGCAGCCACCGCCGCCGUCCUGGGCCACCCACCUGUCUGCACCGCCGCCGCCUACAGCCUGAGCGACCCCCGGCGAUUCCACUGCCUCGGCAUCGGCGGUGCGGAGGGUCCGGUGCAGCUGCAGAACGGGAAGCGGAUGCGGACGGCCUUCACCAGCACUCAGCUGCUGGAGCUGGAGCGGGAGUUCUCCUCCAACAUGUACCUCUCCCGGCUCCGGAGGAUCGAGAUCGCCACGUACCUCAACCUCUCGGAGAAGCAGGUGAAGAUCUGGUUCCAGAACCGGAGGGUGAAGCACAAGAAGGAAGGCAAAGGCACCCAGAGGAACAGCCACGGAGGGUGCAGCUGCACCGGAGCCAACGCGGGACGCUACUCCCGCUCCGAGGACGAGGACUCCCUCUCGCCGGCUUCGGGCAACGAAGACAAAGAGGGGUCCCCCUUGUGAAAAGGAGGGGGUCUCCUUGGACCUAGAGGGCUGGAUCGCCUUUGCUGGACUGCAGACAAGCAUCUUGCCAAACUCCCUGGUGCUAGGCACGGUUUGGACGCGAAUUGGCGGCAUCCACACCACGGAAAUAACCCGGGAUGAUUAAAUACCAUGGCUCAUUGCUAUGGAAUUCUGGGAAUUGUAGUGUGUUGUUGCACCAGAGCUCAGCGC